Molecule: messenger RNA, 1833 nt
Organism: Darwinula stevensoni
Lineage: Eukaryota; Metazoa; Arthropoda; Ostracoda; Podocopida; Darwinulidae
Source: the annotation of a GenBank genome assembly
AUGGAGUCCCGGCUGAAAAUAGCAAGAGCCAGGGCGUUUCGACUCAGUUGCCUUACCGAACGGACACUCCAGGGAGCAACGAUGGAGUGUUUGAAAUUCGUGAUUGGAACAUUCCUCCUCCUCCUCCUCCUUUCCGCCCCGGCGAGAUGCGACGAAGACGGACUCUUCCGGAUCGGCGUCGGCAUCGCUGAUUGCACCGGGCCUGCUGCCGGAAUCGGCUUCAUUCUCACUCACGGACGCUUUGGAAUAGAGCAGAUGGGGUACGCCAACCCGAGUCAGACCGGAGCUGGAAUCCACACGAGACAGUUUUCCAGGGCAUACAUCAUCUGUGACGAUCCGGGAGAAUGCCUGGUCUUCGUGAUCGCCGACAUCGGCAUGAUGGACACAGCCGUGAAGACUCAGGUGGUGAGGAGACUCCAGGAAGAAUUCGGCGGAAUAUAUCACCAGGAAAAUGUGAUCCUUUCCGGGACCCACACGCACUCGGGAACGGCCGGCUUCCUCCAGUACCUCCUCUUCCAGAUCACGAACCUGGGGUUCUCGGAGGAAGCUUUCGACGCUUACGUGGAUGGCAUGGUCAAUGAGUCAGGAGAGUUAGUGAUAUCAGGAGGCGAUUUCGCCCAUUUCGAUAUCACGUGUCGAGGUGCAGAGAUGAAAAGGAACGCCGACCCAAAAGCUGGAUCGACCUUUCACGAAGUGGGAGGAUGGAAGGGGAAGGGGAAGGGGUUGGAGUGGAGUCACAACGUAACCGCGUGUCUCCUUCACUCUGUGGAGUCCAUUCCUUCUGGCAUCGACUACUGGAAUUACUUUCUUUCGGGGGCGAUUAGAUGGCUCGAAGCAGACAGGUUAGCCUCGGUUGUAGAUGAGGAACGCAUUUUAGCCUUGGUCUCAUCAAUGGAUUUCCGGGGAAGACGUGGAUUCAAACUGCGUGACAGCAUUUGCAAUUAUAGUCCCACGAGCGUACGGGCCGCUCACGGAAACUUGCAGCCCGGUCACAUCUACUACAACGAAGGAGAACUGCUGGAAGCCAACAUCAAUCGAAGCCCCAUUUCAUACCUCAAUAACCCUCCAGAGGAACGCGCUCAGUACGAAUACGACGUGGACAAGGGGAUGCAGCUGCUGAGGUUCGAGUCCGUCGCGGGAGACCCCUUGGCCUUGCUCACCUGGUUCCCCGUGCAUUCCGUGUCCAUGAACAACACCAACAAGCUCAUCUCUGGAGACAACAAAGGAGUUGCAGCCAUGAUCGUGGAAGCUGCCUUCAAUCCAGGUGCCUUACCUGGGAAGGGAUCAUUUGUGGGUGGUUUCGCAUCAUCAAACUUGGGAGACGUGAGCCCCAACAUCAAGGGUCCAAGGUGCAUCGACACCGGGGAACCGUGCGAUCCCGUCACUUCCGCGUGCGGUGGGUCCAACAAGAACUGCAUCGCGUUCGGGCCCGGUGACACCAUGGAGGAGUCCACAUGGAUCAUCGGGGAGCGCCAGGCCAACAAAGCCUUGGAACUUUUCGAGGACACAGCAAAUCUACGAAUGGUGACAGGGACGGUGAAAUACGUGCACCAAUUCGUGGACAUGACCAACGUCACCGUGGAGCGCCUAGAUAUUUUCGGUCACAUGCGUCAGCGGAGGACGUGCAAGCCCGCGAUGGGAUACAGCUUCGCAGCGGGAUGCAUGGAUGGAGCCGGAAUGUUCGACUUCACUCAAGGAGAAACGGACUCCAAUCCAUUUUGGAACUUCGUGACCGAUUGGAUUCAAGAUCCGACUCCCGAGCAGAUUGCAUGCCAUGCACCGAAGCCCAUCCUCAUCGAUACCGGCGAGGUGAGCUAUCCAGAAUGUCUAUAA